CUUGAAAGAUUUAAGGAUCAUUGGUGUUCUUGAUGGCGAUGGUUAUGAGUGUUUGUGUCGCAUUGUGAUGGAAGCACCAAAGCUUAUGUAUCUUUACCUUGAGGAUUUCACAGAGUUACAAUUUCGAGGAAGUAGUACUCCAUUGUUGCCAUGUCUUUAUGCAACUCAAAUUGACACUAGUGAGACUGGAGGCUCGUAUGAUAGCCUGAUUAGGUUACUAACCCAGAUCUCCAAUAUGAAGGAAAUGUGCUUGUACUACAGAACUCUUGAAUUUCUAGCAGGAGGCGAUGAUGUUCGGCGACUUGUCUUCCCCAAUUUGUCACAAUUGACAAUCCAACCUACUGAAAGUUGCAGCAGCUGGAUUCUGCACUCCUUACUCCACUCAUCCCCCAAAUUACAAUCUCUUGACAUUCAAAUGGGGUUCUCUAAUGGGCCAAUGAUGUGGGAGGAGAUAGAGCUUACUCGUACGCUACAGUGUUUGCAGUCGAGCCUCGAGGAAAUCGAAAUCAAUGGUUUUGUACCAUUUGAAAAUGAUGUGAAGAUGGUAGGGAAUUUGAUCAAUGCAGGAGUCGUACUGAAGAAUGUAGAUAUAAUCGUAUUCCGUAAUCCUACCAAAGAGCAACGUAAG
Molecule: messenger RNA, 628 nt
Organism: Linum tenue
Lineage: Eukaryota; Viridiplantae; Streptophyta; Magnoliopsida; Malpighiales; Linaceae
Source: the annotation of a GenBank genome assembly